Quercus lobata is the source of this 1044-nucleotide messenger RNA. Its product is annotated as flavonol sulfotransferase-like. The transcript has a single exon. Gene Ontology annotation, molecular function: sulfotransferase activity. NCBI's taxonomy places the organism in Eukaryota, Viridiplantae, Streptophyta, Magnoliopsida, Fagales, Fagaceae. The record is from RefSeq and is a predicted model, not a curated record. The coding region runs from base 1 to 1044 and encodes 347 amino acids.
AUGAAUCAUGGUUCAAAAAGUAACGGGGCAGAAGAGUACAAGUCUGAUCCAAAAACCAGUAACAAAUUAGAAGAAAUCAUGUCAACCGUCCCAAAAAGAAAAGGUGCUUGGCUCAUGUUUAAUGAUCUUUAUCUGUACGAACGUUUUUGGUGCAGUUCAUUCCAGUUAGAAGGAAUCUUGCGUGCUCAAGACCAUUUCAAGCCUCAACCCAACGACGUGAUCUUGAGUAGCACUCCGAAAUCUGGCACAACUUGGCUUAAAGCUCUGGCUUUUGCCAUCACGACACGAUCUUGUGUUGAUGAGUCUACAAACCCUUUACUCACAAGAUUGGCACAUGAUUGUGUACCCUUCUUGGAGUUUAAACUUCACUCAAGCCCACAAAAAUUGAAUCUAGAUGUGCCCGUUGUGGCCACCCACAUCCCUUACACCUCCUUACCAAAAUCCAUUAUAAAUUCUGGUUGUAAAAUUGUUUACAUAUGCAGGGAUCCAAAGGAUGCAUUUGUGUCUCUAUGGCAAUUUCAUCACAGGGUGCGUCCUAAGGGUGAGGAAGUCUCGGCUUGGGAAGAUCUUCCUUUGGAGGAUGCAUUUGAGUUCUUUUGUGAAGGAUUCACUCCUGGCGGACCAUAUUGGGACCAUUUAUUAGGGUAUUGGAGAGCAAGUUUGGAAUCGCCAGAGAAAAUACUGUUUUUAAAGUAUGAAAAUUUGAAGAAAAAAACUGAAUAUUGGAUAAAGAAAAUGGCUCAAUUUAUGGGCUAUCCUCUCUCCUUGGAGGAAGAAGAUAAAGGUGUGGUGCAAAAGAUUAUAGACCUAUGUAGUUUUGAGAAUUUGUCCAAUUUGGAGGUGAAUAAAAGUGGAAAGGCAAGAUUGGAUGUUGGAAUUGGAGUCAACACAUUUGAGUUCAAAAACAACACAUACUUUAGAAAAGGUAAAGUUGGAGAUUGGAAGAAUUAUCUUACACCUGAAAUGGCAACGCGACUAGAUCAAAUAACUGAGCAAAAGCUAAAUGGUUCUGGUUUGACAUUACACGUUUUACCUAAUGCAUAA